GACCGGAAGUGCGUGGGUUAUUGGGCUGGCUCUGCUUAGGGUUUUCAGGAAACGUGGAAGAGACUACGGCAGCUGGAGCUGAAGGACUCUUGUGAUCUCUGGGCGCCCUUUGAGAGGAAAGGGGAGGUAGCAGGAUGCCACUGGAAUCAUCUUCCUCGUCCGUGCCACCAUCCUGCCCUUCUGUGUUACCUGCAGUGCCAGACGACAUUAACAGAGCUUCCCCUCCUCCAAUGUCUUACAUCACUUCCCAUGAGAUGAAGUGUAUUCUUCACUGGUUUGCCAGUUGGUCAGGUCCCCAGCGGGAACGUUUUCUACAGGACCUGGUAGCUAAGGCAGUGCCUGGGAAACUGCAGCCACUGCUGGAUGGCCUGGAGCAGCUCAGUGUGUCUGGGGCAAACCGACCGCCUUGUAUCUUUGAGUGUCAGCUGCGUCUUUGGGAUCAGUGGUUUCGAGGUUGGGCCGAGCAGGAGCGCAAUGAAUUUGUCAGACAGCUGGAGGUCAGUGAACCAGAUUUCGUGGCAAAGUUCUACCAAGCAGUGGCUGCCACUGCUGGUAAAGACUGAUAGGCAUUCAGAUGGAGAAGAUAACUCCAUGUGAUCUAGCCAAAGACCAUGACUGUAGUGAAGAUUCAGUGCACCUGCUGGGGUAGUGGUGUGCCUUUUCUUCCAGCACCGGGAGGCGGAGGCAGCCUGGUCUACAGAUCAAGUUCCGAGCCAGUCAGUGCUACAAAGUGCUACAAAGUGAGACCCUGCCUUAAGGGAAAAAACUGCUUGAACUUCAUGAUGAGUGCCAGCACUAUUUUUAACUUUGUAAUAUGUCACCUGAACUCUAUAAAUGUGAUCCGUUUAAACAAAUCUGAUUAUGUCAGGCACCUGCUUUAUUUACAGGAGAUGUCUAAAUCUCAAGAAUUUAAUGACUUGUUACUGUAACUAAAAAGAGCUUAUAUCUCAUUGCCAGGUGGUGGUGGCGCACACCUUUAAUCCUAGCACUUGGGAGGCAGAGGCAGUCAGAUCUCAGUGAUUUCGAGGCCAGCCUGGUCUACAAAGCAAGUUCAAAAGAGUUGGUUUUCUCGGUCCACUUUGUAGCUCCUCAGGGAUCAAACUCGGGGAAAUGACCUUACCCAUCUUGCUGGCUGACAUCAUACUUGUCUUACUUUAAACUGAUCUCCUGUGCCGUGCAUGUAUCUCAUGAUAGUUAAGUGGUAGAUGGUCCCACUUGGAGUGUAGCUCGUUUCUGACAAGCCAGAGUUCCCAGUGCACCCACCAGAAUUAGCAACAGUAGGCAGAAUCCCGUGGAUAGAAGUCGGGCAGUCAGAGAGAGGUUAUGGUCCCAGGAAGUCGGUGGCCUAGGAACAGGAAAGGCACUGUUUGUCCUGCAGUAGUGUUAGGCGUUAACGGAAUAGAAACCUGUUUGGAUCAAGCACUAGGGCAAGCAAGGCAGUAAAAGCCAAUGUUGAACCCAAAAUGUGGGGAUGGAACCAAGGUCCAAGUCUCCAGCAGCUUCAAGGACGGAAAGGAGAAUUAAUGAUAAUGAUGACUAGCUUAUGGGAAGACACUGUUUUGGUAGCUAGAUUUAUAAAGCGAGAGGUGUGAUGGCACAUGUUUACGGAUGACCCCAGUACUCCUGAGGCAGGAGAUCAGAAGUUCAAGAUCAUCCUUAGUUCUAGUAAGUGUGAGGCCACCCUGAUGCUAAAUGAGACUUUGUCUCAAAAAAAAAAAAAAAGAAAGACACCAAACCUACAGCUGGGGAGGCAGAUGCAGAUGAAUCUGUGAGUUCAAGGCUACCCCACAAAGUAAGUUCUAGACCAGCCAGGGCUUCACAGUGAAACCCUGUCUUACCCUCUCCUGUCCCCCUCCCGCCCCCACCCCCCCAAAAAAAACAAGACAACAACUGAAAUCCCUGAGUUCUAGGGAUGGGGCCCUAUUGCUGUUUGAUGGGCCUAAGGUGAUGUUGGGCGUCUUUUUACUGAUCUACAUAACCUUGUUUAGAAAAAGGUACACGUAAAUGCAUGUUUAACAAAUGUGAUUUCAGGGGCUGGAGAGGUGGCUCAGCAGUUAAGAGCAUUGCUUGCUCUUCCAGAGGUCCUCAGUUCAAUUCCCAGCAUCCACAUAGUGGCUCCCAACCACCUAUAGUGGGAUCAGAUUGCCCUCUUCUGGCAUAAAAUUGCACAUGCAGAUAGAGCGCUCAUACAUAAAAAUAAAUAAAUCUUAAAACAGA
Messenger RNA from Peromyscus californicus insignis, 2217 nucleotides. RefSeq names its product chromosome unknown C14orf119 homolog (gene CUNH14orf119). The record is from RefSeq and is a predicted model, not a curated record. Lineage: Eukaryota; Metazoa; Chordata; Mammalia; Rodentia; Cricetidae. The transcript is spliced from 2 exons. The coding region runs from base 135 to 563 and encodes 142 amino acids.